Messenger RNA from Lingula anatina, 2303 nucleotides. RefSeq lists its product as uncharacterized. Lineage: Eukaryota; Metazoa; Brachiopoda; Lingulata; Lingulida; Lingulidae. The record is from RefSeq and is a predicted model, not a curated record.
UCCAGCACUUCCUGCUGUGACUGUGCUGUGGAAUUUAGGCACAGAUGUUUGGAUUCUACUUAUUUCAUGCCAACAAUGAACAAGGGGAGGUGUAAUAUCAACAGCGCCAGGUUUCUCUCAGUGACGUAGUGGUUAUAGAAGUGCGUCUAGAAUUUCUAAAAGUCACCUGCCAUGGACAGAGUUUAAACCUAAGUAUACUUGGGUGGAAAAAUGCCAGUAGAGAAACAGCCGCAACCAUAUGGUGUCAACCGAGUUGAUUCUUCCACAGAAACUUCCACUCUGUCAUCAGCUGUCGCACCUGGAGGGUCAAACAGUCCAUGGUAUGGUCAUUAUGCCACUGGAAGAGGCGAACCACUGGCAGCUCAUCUCUAUGCUGCCCCAUCCAUGCAACAGUACAUAGUCACUCCUCCAUACCUUACUGAGGCCUCCUCUGCUCCACAGCGUGCACCACAUCCUACAACUCAAAUAUCAUCACCCCCUCCAGUGUCAACCCAGCCAAAAUCUUGGCACAAUUCCCAAUAUUCUACUGAGACAGACAAGGAACCAAGACCAUGGAAUUCUGGAAUGUGCCAAUGUUGUGAUGGCACCAAUGCCUGUUGUGCAAUUUGUUGCUGCCUGGUGUGUUUUGAAUGCUGGAUGGCAGACAGGAUGAAGGAGGGUUGCUGUAUGCCGUGGUGCGUUCCUUUCUCUACAAUGUCUCUCAGGUUAAAGAUGAGGAUGAUGUACAAUAUACAGGGCUCAAUACUGGGGGAUUUCUGUGCUUCUUUAUUCUGUAAGCCGUGCAUUUUGUGUCAAAUGAAACGGGAGCUUGAUCAUAUGGAGGCCGAAGAGGAAAGGUUGCAGAUGAGAAGGGAGAGAGCUGUUAGUGCACUAUAACACUGAACAGAUCUAUAUUGUUUUUAUAACAGUUGUAAUAUAAGCUGACAGAUUUAUAUAGUUUUAUGUUGAUAAUUGUUUAUAUCUUAGCAUGAGAUAUUUAGUAGCUAAGACUUGGAACACAUUUUAGCGAUCUGCCAAAUAUAUUAAUAUUUCAAAUAUAAAAAUUGCAAUAUCGACAGAUUUUCAACAAAUAAAAAGAGAAGUUUUUAUGAAUAUGCAUUUUUUAAAGGUUUCUCGCAUCUGAUCCAGUGUUUGAUUAGAAAAAAUAUUGUUUUAAAGCAUUCUGUUUAAUCAUGUGCUGGGUUAUGCAAUGUGAUGCUACUCUUGAACGUAAAACAAUCGUUUGUAAUCAAUGGUUGGUGAAUCUCUAAACAGAAGUGAACAAGAUGGAUUUUCAUUUGAGGGAACUCUUUUUGUCCAACAUAUUUCUCCACAUUCAGCACAGUGUGGUAAUAGAAAAAUUGAGUAACAAUUGUGCAUCAUUUGAAUUUUCCAAUGAAUUCUGAGUAAAUAAUCAAUGGAGCCAAUUAUAUUAGUAGUGUUGGAGGUUAGUAUAACAUAGAAUUUGGCAACCAAUACUUUGUUGUAAGAUUUAAUCACAAGAAACUGCUAGCUUCAGCAAUGUACUUGAGGUGAUUUGCUAGAUUAAGGUAUUGAUCUCUUAUGUAAUGUGCAUGGGCUUAUAAACCUUAUUUCGGCAAGUUUUUCCAAGCAGAAUAAAUAAGAUUGAUGAAACAGGAGGAUCAAACAAUCUUGACAUCAACCUAAAUAUGCUUGUUUUAUCACAUUUAGAAAAAUCCUACAUUUAAGGUAUUGUAUUUUUAUCUACACCGUUUUUACUGAAAUCCCAUUUUGUUGUAUGUAUUUAAUGCUACUAGAAUUGUAUAUUUGUUCUUCAAUAUUGUAAGUUCAAUACCAUUACCAACAAGCUUCCCACACUUUGCUGUUAAGGGAUGGUACUGGUACAGGUGUUUACUUGAACAUGUCAUUUGCUGCUUAAAAUAAGCACUCCACUGUUAAGAGCAUAUUAGUGUGAAUGCACAGAUUAUUUCCAUGCUGGUUUUUUUGGUGCUUUUUGUAAACCUUCAUGGCAUGUUAUAAAAAAUAACAUUGUGUUUAUUUAAAAUAUUUUAUUGUAUCAAAGAAAAUAAAAAAUAUUCUUAAGCAAAAUGCCUGAUAUUUACCACUAAAGUAGUUUAACAUUUCCUUUUAAUUUUCCAUCUUAUAACGGCACCACUGAAAAACUUAUGCAUGAAAACGUUUACGAAAACAGAAGAUUACUUCGACCUUACAAAGGGGGUUUGCAAGGUAAUAAAAUGAAUUUUAAAACAGUUCUCCUUAAAAGUUGACAUGUACGAGGCAGCACUUGGCCAUUUCUUUUAAAACUGUGAACUGUAAUUAAGAUCAAUGGCUGACAAAAAAAA